Molecule: messenger RNA, 387 nt
Organism: Entamoeba invadens IP1
Lineage: Eukaryota; Evosea; Mastigamoebida; Endamoebidae
Exons: 2
Coding region: 1-387 (128 amino acids)
Source: RefSeq, a predicted model, not a curated record
AUGGAGUUAUCCCUGUUAGACUCUGUGAAGUUGGAUCUUCAGUGUUCGUCUACUAUCACUGAUGUUGCCAUCAAUGGGAUCUGUAUGGAGGGGUUCGACACAAAAUGGCGAUGUGAGCAGGCUCUGGGUGUUGGCGAGUACUUUGUUGCUGACCCAUCCAUCUCUAUCAGUUACUUCCAAGGGGACUCACACCUCAUAUUGGCUUAUGUCCUCAGACCAUCCGAUAAAAGUCUGUUCAUCGAACAAAGCAUGUGUUAUGUUGUAAAUAAUCCACUCAAUGGGGAGUACUCGUACUGCCUUCCAAUCCUCGCCAUCACUUUCGGUAAUGGGCAUCCAGUCAACUUCUUUGGUGAGACUGUUAACUGUGUCUUAUCAUGUUUGUUAUAA